AUGCCUCAACUAAUACCUUUCUAUUUUAUGAAUUUAUUAACAGGUGGUAUAUUAGGUAUUAGUAUAUUAUUAUAUUAUGUAGCUACUAUAUUAUUACCUAAUAUAUUAAGAUUAUUAAUAGCACGUAAUAUAAUAGUAAAAUUAUAA
Lodderomyces beijingensis is the source of this 147-nucleotide messenger RNA. Lineage: Eukaryota; Fungi; Ascomycota; Pichiomycetes; Serinales; Debaryomycetaceae. The record is from the annotation of a GenBank genome assembly.